AAAUAGAGAAAAUCGCUGACUUACAAUUUUGAAGUUUUCAUAAACGAACUGAAAAUUCAAUUUUUGAAAGAAUGUAUUUCAUGAAGAAUGAAUGACGAUACGAGUUAUACUAACUUGCAAACUGCAUGGACUUCCAAACGCUACUACGAAGUGGGACUCAUAGGAUUCAUCCUUGGUGUUAGCAACAAUCUAUAUCUAUUCAACAACAUAAAAAUCCUCGGUGCUGGAUUUAUUGGGCCCUGUUUUUUCUUUUUCUUGAUAGUGGGUAUACCUUUGGUGAUUUUGGAAUUGAGUUUAAGUCAGUAUGGACAAAAAGGAAUGAUACGAAUUUGGGCUUUAUGCCCAAUACAAAAAGGAAUGGGCUAUCUCUGUUUAUUAUAUUUAUUGACAAUGUUAGUGGAAGAACUGAGCGCACUAUCUUAUCUUGCUAGAUACAUCAUUAAUUCUUUUUCUUCGCAAUCAGGGUGGGAUUCUUGCAAUAACUAUUGGAACACGGAGUUCUGUUUCACAUUAGAAACGAAUGUUUCAAGAAGACUAGAUUGCUACGACGCCAUUGGAAAAUACAAUUGCGAUAAAGCUGUAUGGCAAAGCAGCCAUUGUCAAUACUGGUGGAAUGUGGUUCAAAACAUCGAUAUGGGAUUAUUUCAGUGGAAAUCCAUAGGUUAUUGUUUUGGGGUUACUUUAAUUGCAUUCGCGUUCACAUUCAAAGGCAUAGUGGUCAUUGAAAAAGUGGUGUAUUGGUCUUUGGUAUUUGCAGCAAUUGAAUUCACCAUUUUGCUUUACUGCUCUUUCAUACAGCACGGUUCUGGUAAAGGCCUUGUAUACCUGUUUCACUGGGACUGGAAGUUGUUCAAGAAGAAGUCUACUUGGAUAAUUUGCAUCAAGUAUGUUAUUAACUCGAUAGGACUAGGUUCCGGAGGACUCAGAACUUUGGGCGCUCAGAAUAAGUUCAGGGGACAUUCUUAUAUGAACUCCAUGAUGUUGAUUCUGGUGACUAUGACAGUCACUGUUCUUUACUAUUUACUCUACCUCAGUCUCUGUGGAAAUCUCAGCUAUUUUUCAAACCAGACCAUAGAGGAAAUAAUGAGAGAUGAGGAACCAGAAUUUUGGUCCAAAGUUCCCAGGAUGCUGCAGCGAUUGGGCGGACCGAAGAGACUGUGGCAAUGCAUUUUUUAUUCCCAAGUUUUCCUAAUUCUGUUCUCGAAGUGCAUAUUGGUCACUUUCGUCAUGGUUCGAACGGUAUUCAAUAGAUUUCCAAUGGCUGAGAACUAUUUCGUAAUAACCAGCAGCGUGGUGUACGCGUGUGCUUUCAUAUGCUGCGCCCCUAUGUUUACAGUGUUCGGCACUUUCCUUCUAAAGCAGCUCACAUGGAUAGCUUGCAGAGGGCCCAUGAUUUUACUCAUGAAUUUUAUCCAAAAUACUGUUAUCCUGUACGUCUACGGACUGACAACGGUGGUAGACGAUUUGCACUUUAUGCUGGGUUUCCGAUUGGCCUUCUACUGGCAGAUAUUACUAUUUCUGUCGCCGGUAAUUCUAUGCAUAAUGUGGAUCACGAGUUUGUGGGAUUUCUAUCACUGGUUGAAAGUAAUUUAUUUAACCGUCGCAGAAAAAUUGAUCAUGAACGCGGCUGCUUAUUCACCUCUUUUCAUAAGUAUAGGCUAUCCAAUUUGGUACAUGAGAUGGAUGAUAUGGAGGUGCAAAUUUGAAAAUGUUUUGAGACCUAGUGAUAAUUGGUAUCUAAGUGAUCCAAUCUUGAGAAAAAGUCGUCAAAUGUUCUCAGCCAUGAGUAUGACUAAAGAGUACCUAUAUCGACAAACGAAGAAACAGGAAAAAGCCGCUUAUGAUAUUGAUAUUGACGAAACUAUUGAUGAAGAGGCAGCUUAAUCAUCAAAUUGUAAUACAUUUAUUGAUUGGAAAUAUAUUCUCCGCUGUAAAAAACAUAUUUUCAUUUUGGUUCUAAAAGAAAGAGUAAUACUUCUAUGAUUCGUAGGCAGAUUCUAUGUUCUA
Molecule: messenger RNA, 2007 nt
Organism: Harmonia axyridis
Lineage: Eukaryota; Metazoa; Arthropoda; Insecta; Coleoptera; Coccinellidae
Product: sodium- and chloride-dependent creatine transporter 1-like
Exons: 6
Coding region: 88-1884 (598 amino acids)
Biological process (GO): sodium ion transmembrane transport
Cellular component (GO): membrane
Source: RefSeq, a predicted model, not a curated record